This is a messenger RNA of Caenorhabditis elegans, 2442 nucleotides long. It is a transcript of the gene clc-8, whose product is annotated as Clc-like protein. Lineage: Eukaryota; Metazoa; Nematoda; Chromadorea; Rhabditida; Rhabditidae. The record is from RefSeq and is marked reviewed. Gene Ontology annotation, cellular component: membrane.
AGCCAAUGGGAUGAUCGAUGCAGGUUCAUCUUCUACAAAAUGUAGUCGAAAGACUGCUUUGGCAAUUCAUUUUACACUUUCACUCAUUGCAUUUCUCUUAUGUUUACUCGGUUUGAUCUCCCCGUCAUGGCAACAAGUUAACCUCGAAAACGGACGUACUGAGCAUCAUCACGGACUUUGGUUGGACUGUAAAAGGGAUUUUUCAUUUGAUUAUGGAAGGUCGAGAGAGUAUUAUGAAACAUUGUAUAGACGUGACAUGCAGGGAUCUCCGUUCGCCGAAUUCUUUCUACCUCAACUUCAAUGUGUCUACAAAUUUGACUAUUACAUCGACCAAGAGGAUCUCUAUGAUCAUAAUCAUGACGAAAAUCGCAUUCAAAAUGACGCAUAUCAACAUUUGUUUUUGGGUUGGAAAAUAGCUGCAUUAAUUGGCGUUGGAGUCGGCGUUCUAUUUGCAGGAUGUGCAGUUCUGAUGGGUGUCUGUGCAUUCUGUCACAGGACUUUUAUCUGUGCUUGUACUGUUAUUAUUACGAUUGCGACUCUCCUCUCCCUUCUUGGCAGUGGCGCCUUCUAUUUCUGGGGUAAUACUCAAGAUAACAAGGUGAUAAAAGAAGAAGAUGAGAAUGAAACCUACGAACAAGUACUCGGAUGGGCAUUUUAUUGUCAUCUUCUCGGAACACUGCUUCUCGGUUUCUGCUCAAUAAUGGGUUGUUGUGUAACAUCAAUUUCAACAAGUAAAAGUACAUCACAAUUAGUAUCAAUUGAACUCGUUGAAAAUGGAGAUGGAUCCGAGCUUCUCUCAUCAAAUGGACAAAACUUUAAAAGAUCGUUUUCUGCAGUUUAUCGAGUUGAUUCGUCAGCUCUGAGACAAUGGGAAAAGUCGUAUUUGAAGAAUGCAAUGGAGAAAGGAGAUGUUGAACAGAAUUUUAAAAGAACCGCAUCAGUGCCCAACUUUUCCAAGAAUCACCGAAAAUCACGCCGCGCUCAACGUCAGCAAUCCGGUCAUGAUUUCUUCUCCUCAACCUCAAAUAUCACUGAAAUUUCACAUUUUGGAUCGAAUAUCACAAUGAAUACUCAGAUGACCCAACAGACUCGAGAUACAACACAAACUGCUCCGGCUGCUGUUGCAUGUCCAGUACCACCUGGGAAACCAUUGAAAUCUGCGUUGAAGACUCCUCAACAGACUAGAAGGGAGCACAUUAUUCAACCACCGGAGCCAGUUAUUAAUACUUAUGAAUAUUGUGACUCGACUAUUGGAGUUUCCAGUUUCCUGGGUUCUAGAACCCCAACCCGUCCCAACCAUCCCUACGAUGAAGUCUACGAGACAAUCCCCGGAGAAGACUACCUUGAACCAAAAAGUGUACGAAACAAUCGACUAUCCAACUCAACUCUGAGCACAAUAGACAUGGAGCACAACCAGAAAAUGCUCCAAAAGACGUUACCACCAGUUCAUGGCUCAUCUCAAUCAAUUCCUCUUCCACAAAAAACUCAGCAAAAGAGCACAGUAAUAGAUGAUCCUCGACCAGUUUCCUUUGGUGAAGAUCCUCGCGAUCGGGAUAUAAAUUUGUUUAAAAUUCGUGAGAGAACAAGAAUUGAAAAAGAAGAACGAGAGAGAUUUAUUAAAACUGCAAUGUUACCACCACCACCACCAGUUCUUCCUGUAAAACCGAAAAAUAUUCGAGAUUUUGGAAUUGAUUUAUCAAAGGAAAGUGUUGGAUCUUGUAAAGUUGAAGAGACGGGAUCACGAGCCAUGUUACCACAGGGAAAGAAUUCGGAAAUUUCAAAUUAUGCAAUCAAUAAUCCUUGCUAUGAUGACUCCGACGACUUCCCACCACCUCCAUCUGAAAUUGGUUUGAAUACAUUUGCGACAAAACAGAAAUCAAUAACAAAUCUUUCAUUCCGUGGAUUAUCCGGUGCUCAACACAUAUUCGAUCGACCAGAGAGCACAGUUUCCGUUUCAUCAAGUGCCAGUAAUAAUAAAAAUGAUGUGAAUAAUCGAAGAAAUCCAUUGACUAAUAUUUCACAGCAUUCAUUGGUUAAUCGGAGGCUGUUGAAUGUGAUGCCAGAUGAGGUCGACCGCUCAGUUGGUUCUUCUACAGUACUUGAGAAUGAAGUUCAAGAUUCUCCAAUUUCAUAUGCUCAGGAUGCGGAAGUUCGUUUGAAUCUGUUCAUGAAAGAUUCGACGAUGAAAAAUAAUCAAGAUGAGACGACUGUUUGAUUGUUUUCUGUUUUAAUAUUCAUAUUCUACCGGUUCAAUAUUGCAUUUUCUCUCAAUUUCCAUUAUCAAACAUUCCCCAAACAUUUCAAAUUUUCAUUCCAUUUCUCCAAUUUUCCUCUCACCAAUCUCCCCAAGAUCUCAAUUGUUUGAUUUUUUGCCAGCAAUGAAUACACUAAUAUUUUUAUUAACCUAGAUAAAAAUCAAAAUAAAAUGUUUAUAUAAAAAAG